ACAUAAAACGGCCAUCCGAUCCCACGCCACUCAGAGAAACAGCAACUCCAAAGCUUGGCGGUCUGCGUGUGUGGCUCACUUGUUUCUCCUGCAGAAGACCAACCUAGGCAAUCAUGAUAGUGAUAGUAGACCUGCUGCUGAUGCUGAUAGACCUGAUUUACUCUAUAGUGUCAGCUAUCAUCCAGACUUUCCUGCGGCCGCGGCUUAAGUGCAUAGACGGGGAGCUGUGUCUGAUAACAGGGGCCGGGGGCGCGCUAGGGCGCCUCUUCGCCCUGGAGUUCGCCAAGGAAGGUGCGCACUUGGUGCUGUGGGACUGCAACACUGAUGCCAACGAGCAGACCGCCACGCUGGCGCGCGAGCUUGGAGUGAAAGUGCACGCGUACACGGUGGACCUGUCGAAGCGUCAGAGCAUCUACCAAGCGGCGGACAGGGUGAGGGCGGAGGUCGGGGAGGUGUCAAUACUGGUGAACAACGCGGGUGUGGUGGCCGGGCGAAGGCUGCUGGACUGUCCGGACGAGCUUCUGGAGAGGACUCUGCUUGUCAACUGCCACGCGCUCUUUUGGGUGAGACACACUUCCACAAACAGCUGGAACACUAAAAACAAACUCCACGUUUGCAAGAUUCACACAGCCACAUCCACCAGCCUAACAUGAAUUACAUAACUUGUAUUCACUCCGUUUCCCCCCACCGGCUCUGUUUAGUAUUUGUGCACUGACGUGUGAAGGGAUCAGAUGGGAGCUGGUGCACCACCACUCUGCAGUCUGUCCCUGAGUCUCUGUUUAAUGUUGCCGACCAGUUAGCAGGUGCCAUCCACUCAGCCACAGAAUAAUCGCAGCCCACGCAAGCCCACCAGCUAAAACAGCACGUGAUUCUGCCUUUGAUCCUCUUACAGUCUCAGUCCAAGGCUCAUGAUACAACUAAGAGUACAAAGCAUCAAGGAGAUCAGCUGUAAAUAUACCGUAUACUGGACUGGUGGUACUUUUAUAACAGUAAAGACCCUGUCCAUCUUACAUACAGUCUAUGAAGUUGGGGUCAAACACAACGUAACACCGAGCUAGACACCCCGUCGAGAGAUGCAUGUUGCCGACUGCUUGCUUCUCUAGUUAUACCAACUUCAGUAACGACCGCAUGAUAGCAAUACACAGCGGUCUGAGGAGCCAUAGACAAACCUCAACCAAAACGCCACUCUAUAGCCACAAAUAAUGCUCAGAACAGCACCUAACUUCAUCAACAGUACAUAUAGGGUCCCAGCCAUAGUACUAGCCACCAAACAUCUCUUUAACUUUGCAUGAUUUCUUUUGCAGAGACUAAAUACAACUCACCGUCUCUCUUCAAGCAGCCACUUGUUUGUAACAGACUGACCUGAGGUCUCAACACAGACUACAGCGGUAUGGGGUGCCGUUUGUAAAGCAGCCCAUUAUAAAAACAACAGCAAGAUUUGGUCACAUUUAGCAAAACAACAGCAAGAUUUAGUCACAUUUAGCUUCAAACAGCAUUUAAAAAAGUGAUGUGAAUUUUCGGCAGUCAUUUUUUUGCGCAUUUACAACAACAUUUAAAUACUAAAACUAAAUGUUAAAUGUUAAAUCUAAAUGUUAAAUCUAAAUCUAAAUGUUAAAUCUUAAUCUAAAUGUUAAAUCUAAAUCUAAAUGUUAAAUCUAAAUCUAAAUGUUAAAUCUAAAUGUGUUGGGCGAAACUAAAUAUUUAGCUAAUAUGCUAAUUCACGGUUGGACACCGGAAGUGCCAAAAUAAAAGCUCCAGAAGGUCAUAUUGAUGAUUCUUGUGUCGAAGAAAACGAAUUAAAACCAAUUUAAGGGGGGAACAAAUACUUGGGGUGACGUUUCGUGUUAAUAACUACCUACAAUAGCGACAGCAACAACAAAAACUUUAUUAGAAAGACUCGAGUUUUCAGUGUCGCUUCUCCGUAUGGCGCGGACUAUAUUUAACAUUUAGAUUUAGAUUUAACAUUUAGAUUUAGAUUUAACAUUUAGAUUUAUAUUUAACAUUUAGUUUUAGUAUUUAAAUGUUGUUGUAAAUGCGCAAAAAAAUGACUGCCGAAAAUUCACAUCACUUUUUUAAAUGCUGUUUGAAGCUAAAUGUGACUAAAUCUUGCUGUUGUUUUGCUAAAUGUGACCAAAUCUUGCCCAAUGGGCUGCUUUACAAACGGCACCCCAUACAGCGGGGUGACGCAGCUCAAGGAAGAAAAUUUAUGAUCAUUUCUUCAUGGAAAUGCAAUCAGACUGAGAUGCUAAGACAGAAGAACUACUGCAUCUGCAGUGCAAAAUGAUUAAUAUGGUGAUAGUUACUUCAAGGAAGAAAAAAAAGAUCAUAAAUGUUCUUCCUUAAGCUGCGUCACCCUACUGCAGUCCGUAAUGGACUGGCCUGAGAUCUCGCUACAAACAAGCAGCUGCUGGAAGAGAGUAGGUAAGUUGCAUUUAGUGUCUUUGCUAAAGAAAUUAGGCAGAGUUAGAAAGAUGUUUGGUGACUAGGACCCUCUAUGUACUGUUGAUGAAGUUAGGUGCUGUUCUGAGCAUUAUUUAUUAUAAACAUUAAAACAUUAAAAAAACAUUAAAAUCCAUUUCACUGAAGACAGCCUAUCAAAUGUUGAAAUAUAUGCUCAUCUUAAAUUGAAGGCCAACAACAAAACUCAGAGGAGCACGCUCACUAUUAUGUCAUUGUGCUCCAUGGGAUGCAUGGCAGGGUCUAGCACACGGACAUAGACAUAGACAUGCUGUUGUAGUACUAGUACAAAAUGUAGUUUUACACUUUCUUGCUGUAUUUUAAGGUCUUCCCUGGAAAUGCAUAUGCUGCUCUUAAAUCUAUUCAAUUCAUCCUUAUGCAGUAAUGGUGACUUCCCUGGGAUGUAACCAAACACCAUGGGCACAUACAUGACUUUCUAAAAGAAUGACAAAUAUUAUGAUUCACCAGACCUCAUGGUUUUCCACUUUGCCCCAGUCCACCUUCAAUGGGCUCAGGUUUAGAAAAGUUGCUGGUGAGUUUGGAUCAAAUUUAUAUCUAUGUAUUUAAUUGCACCGUGCAUGUUAACCAACCUGGUAAAAGGAUUUUUGGCAGUGAUUUGGAAGCCAUGUGGUAUUGCAGUCACUUCUUUUUUUAUAUUUUUUUUAAAUUCGAUCUUAUUAGAUGGGGGAUGCUACUCCAGUUUUGUUUUGUUUUUUAUUUUAGUAACUUUUUUGUAGUUAUUGUUUUCCCUGCUUUAGCCUUUAGCCUGCAACAUAUUUUUAAUAUUUACAUAUUUACAUAUUACAUAAUACAUAUUUUUAAUAUGUUGCAGGCAUCAAAUUUUAAACUAGCAGUUAGUAAUUUUAACAUGUUCCAUGUCAAACAUGUUUUGUUUUUUUGUUUUUUUAUCUUUGCACCAUUGUUAAAUCAUUUUUUUAAAUGAUGUGACAACCACCAGUUUUAUCAGCAUACAAAGCCUCCAAAAUUUGUUGGAAUUACUGGUUUCAGAUAGCAGACAGAGACUAGGGUUGCUUCAGGGUCAUACAGAAUCAGUUUUUCCAUGUUUCCAAUAAGAGGUGCUAAAAGCCUAACUCUAAUCUGAACCGAUCCAACAGAUGACAAAAGCCUUCCUGCCUCAGAUGAAAGCAAGAAACUGUGGUCACAUUGUGACCAUUGCCAGUGCUCUCGGGCUCUUCAGCACUGCAUGUGUUGAGGUAGGAUCCAUCUCUAUAGAGUCACUCACAGACAAAUAAAGCCAAAAAAAUAAAACAAAGAUCACUCUGCUAGUGUUUACACUCUCUCCCUCCAGGAUUACUGCGCCAGUAAAUUUGGAGCUGUUGGUUUUCAUGAGUCACUGACACAUGAGUUGCUAGCAGAAGACCUGGAUGGCAUCAAAACCACUUUGGUCUGCCCUUAUAUUGUCGACACAGGGAUGUUUGCAGGCUGUGAAAUCAGGUGAGCUACCACAGUUUAAUCUAACAUUGUAAACGCUGGCAGGAAAAAACAUAAGUGAUGUUUUUCUCUCCUAAAGGAAAGAGCUGCGGAGUUUGAUUCCACCUCUUGAACCCCUCUACACCGUUCAACAAUCCAUGAAAGCCAUUUUAGCAGAACAGCAAAUGAUAUGCAUUCCUCGCCUGAUGUACAUCCCCUUCCUGACAAGAGCGUAAGUACUGAUCUGGUUAUUUCCACACAGUGUAAACUAAAUCAAAAAACCUGAUUUGAAACUUGUUUUCCCUCUAGACUGCUACCUUGGGAUGCAAAUCUUGCAACAUACCGCUUCAUGGGAGGUGACAAAUGCAUGCUCCCCUUCAUAAAGAACGUUGAACUGAAGACGUCAAACGGCCUCAUCAAGUCCAACUGAGAAAUCCCUCUUUAUCUUUUGUUUCAUUCUUGGACCAAUGCAGAAACCAAAGGCUUGUGUUGAAUAUUUAUAUCACUUUUUUUGUCAUCUGAAGGGAAAGCCCCAAAUCUUGGCGUGACUUUUGACACUGGGCUGACUGGUAGCUGAAUUCACAGCCAUGCUGAACUCCAAGCAUGGUGUUAUUGUGUGGUGUAGUGAUUUAAAAAAGCACAAAGCUUAAUACGAGAGAAAGUACUUCCUUUUCUGAUCUAUGCACUAGAGGCCCCAAAAAAAAAAAAAACAGUCAGGUUCACAUUCAGAGAGCAAAGAGUGGGAUGAUAGCAGAUCUAUACAAGUGCCUCUUUUUAUUCACAUUACAGUGCAGAAACAAAGACUAGACAGGAACAAAUCUACAGGAAACAUGCAACAGAAAAAAAAACAUCUAGCAUCAUGUUUGAGCCACAGAUUUUAAACUCAUUUAUCAUAAAAAGGAAUUCAAACAUACAAAAAAAGCGCUAAAGAAAUCCCUCCCUGUUCGAUCCCAAUGUUCUGCAAUACUGCUGAGAUGUACCUCUGCUGCUGCUGUUAUUGAAAUAAACUGAUUGUAUCAUACGUUGAUAUCCAUGUUUGUUUGCUUUGCCACACAGCAAACAAAAAAAGCCAAGCACAAACAGCAAUUCAGUUUUGUUUCAACUUUUGGUCAUGUCGUUAAAAACCUUUUAUAAAAGAACCUCCGUCAGAGAACACAUCCUCAACUCAGGCAAAAAUCACCACUUCUCUGGUCAAUCUGUCAAAAGCUAUCAAGUCAAACCGAAACUGUGAGGACUCAAGUUCAGCUGAAGCAGGUCUGUCAUGUGACCCAGAAGUCACUGUGGCCUCCUGCACUGUAUUGUGGUCUCCUUAACAAGUGAACACCAUUGCAACAGUUUCAGACUAACUGUACAGUGGCUGCUUGUAAAUACCCCUGCAGAUACUGGAGAGCUUCUGCAUUCAGGCUGGUGCUAAGCAUCGAUGGCACCUGCAUCAAAAAUAAACAAACAAGAAUCACUGAUUUGACUCUCCAUUACUGUAACUGUAGAAAAGCACAGUCCUAAUCCUUCUGAGCUUUUCUGUUAACACAGAUAAUCAUAAAUAAAAUAACUUGGGCUUAAAGCUAUAAAUUUAUGCAUACACGUACCCUUCCUGGACAAGCUGUAGAGAGUUUGUGGAGUGAUUGGGCCAGGAGGAUUUUGGGAUUGCCGACAGCAUCUCCAAUGGGGUCGUGCUCUUUUUUUCCUGCAAAGGCAAGCUGUGAGAACGCGGUCUGAUAGCCCGGUGUGUCUUCAAUGUCGAUGAAGUGCUCGUCAUCUGGGAUGCUGUCAUCUUCCGGCAACUCGAACAGUCCGAUGAGGGCCUGCAGCAGAGGGGUCCUAACAGAGGGAGAUGUUAAAGAUAAAAAUAAAAAAAGACUCAGGUUUAACUUACAUCAACAAAUUGUCUUUUUUUUUGACAAGCAAAAAUUUAAAGACAUGUAUUCAAUUUUCUUCAAACUGAUUGCUCACCAGAGUUUAGUGUACUCUGUGUCCAUCAUUGCAGGACAUUCAGUAAGGAUCUUUAUGAUGCCCACAGCACAGAUCUUCUUUUCUACUGCCCCAGACACCUUCUGGACUUCAGGGAUUAUUAUUUUCUCCAACACCAUGCCAAACAUUCUACAAGAGAAAAAGUUUCAAAGAAAAUGAAAGUGAAUGUUUAGUCAGUACGAUGGAGUAUUAGGGCCACAUUAAGGAAAGAAAAAAAAAUUAAGACUUCCAGAUUAAAGUCAUUAACUCACCAUUGCUUACGAGAAUAAAGUUGUAAUAAAACCAUUACUUAUGAGAAUAAAGUCAGAACAAAAUCGCUACUUACGAGAAUAAAUUCGUAAUAAAGUCCUUAUAUUCUAACCUGUUUAAGAUGACAGUUGUUGAAAUGAGAGGCAUGGAGCAUUUCGUGAAAAUGUACUUCAAUAUAAGUUUCUCAAACAAGGAGACACUUCAUCUUUCGGCACAUCAGCACCACAUUAUCAUGAGUAUCAUAAUGAUUUUAUUAUGACUUUAUUCUCGUAAGUAAUGACUUUAUUCUCAUUAAUAAUGACUUAAUUCUCGUAAAUUAACGACUUAAAUCUUGAAGUCUUAAUUUUUUUUCUUAAUGUGGCCCUAAUACUCUGUCAUAAGUCAGUGAUCUUCUCCACUGAUAUUUAAGACAAAAAAGAAACUGAAAUGAAAAUAUAUGACUGGAAAUAUUUACUAUACCACAGAAAAAAAACAAGAAGUCUGCACUGCAUUUCAAAUAAGCAGACAUUUGUAUGCCCCUGCAUGUAAAUGUGCUGUCUAACAGUCAAGUGUGCUCUGGAACUAAGUUCAUUACCAAUACGUCUCACCUUGCCUUUCUGUGUAAUCAAGAUGCAACCCUUUAUGAGUUUACACAGAUUUCAUACAAAUCCGCUAAACUAUGUCUGUGGGAUAGGAGAUUAUGCACCAUCACAAGUGUAUCAGUAUGAAAGAAACAUAUUAGAAACUGUCUUUGGUAACACUUUACUUGAUGCCUCUCUCUAAAACACAUGAUAAAUAUGUAUAAUGGGUUAUAAUAUAGCACUGAGUAACUACAGUUAUAAAGCAUUUUAUCAUUACCUACAAGGUCCGAUAUUAUAGUGUGUUACGCUUAUUGUUAUAAAGCCUUAUGAUUAUUAAUGAGUGUUUAUAAUGAUAGUUACACAAGUUUAUAAGCAACUUACAACACAUAAAUAUAUGUACAAUGCAUAAUCUAUGUGGGCAUUGUCAGUGAGUUGUUAACAGUUAUAACACAUUAUAAUACCUGACCUUGUAAGUCAUGAUAAAAUGCUUUAUAAUGUGUUAUGAUUAUUGCUAUAAAGCAUUAUGAUCAUUUAUGAGUGUUUAUAAAUAUAGUUGUAUAGUUCUAUAAUGUGAUUAUAACGCAUUAUACAUAUAUUCAAAAUGCGUUACAGGGAUAGGCGUCAAAUUAAGUGUUACCCUGUCUUUUUCACCAUUUAACCAGGUCACCUUUAAAAUAGUUUACAAUAUCUGUGAAUCAAAGCUGACUACAGCUUUCAUUGUUUCUUAAGAUUCCCCUUUUGGCCUAAAAGUCCAAGUAUAGUUCUGGCUCAGGCGUUCCUCUAAAAAUGCACAAUUUCUAAAGCCCGAUGUCUCUGUGCAGGGAGUAGGACAGAUUUAUGUUGUUGUAGACCACCAACAAAUUCAAAAACAGAGACCUUAUAAUUUUUUGUGCCUCCUGCUGCCUAAAAAAAACCCUGAUGGAUGAACCCACUAAAUAACAACAGCAGACAUCUCAAUAUCCUCUCUGUCCACUGACUUUAAAAGAGAAGCAUUGAAAAAAAUACACUUACUUUGGCUGGAUGCUGUCAAAAAUCUCCUGAAGUGCAAUAGCUCCAUAUUUGACGCAGUACAAGUUGAUAAACACCAAGAAACCUUAGAGAAAAACACAACACUGAUCAAACUAACUCACAACUCUACAUAUGGAAACAUUUAUAAUUAAUCUUACUAAUAAUUCAGAGUGCGCUGAGGCCGGCUUUGCUUACUCUCGAUGCUCUGCAGACAAAGAUGUCAAAAGAAAGUAACAGACAGCUAUUAUACUAACUUUUGAUGAACUUGGUGGUUUUGGAACUUUGUAGCCUCUGGAAGAGCAAAAUAAAGAUCUGUUUCCUGUA
Molecule: messenger RNA, 7997 nt
Organism: Xyrichtys novacula (pearly razorfish)
Lineage: Eukaryota; Metazoa; Chordata; Actinopteri; Labriformes; Labridae
Source: the annotation of a GenBank genome assembly